UAGCUUUCCGACAGUUUAGUGCUAGACAUUCAACAAAAUUCCCAAAAAAAAAGUCCCCCUCGAUUUUAUUCCCCGUUUUAUUUUUUGUUCUCUUUGGCAAACCGAAAGCUGCUGCUAAACAGCAAGACUUUGAAAGUAGAAUGUGUUCGAGGACGCGUUGGGGGCGGAUCGAUCCCAGUAUCCAGGUUACUUUGGUGAAUGGGACGACGGGAAAGGUGAUCAGGCUAAACAGGACAACGCUGCCGCGACGGGUGGAAAGACAGCUGCUGCUCAUGGCCUCGACGUCGCCGUUCCUCAACUUCAUAAACAAGUUCCGCCUGGACGAGAUACUGAUUAACCAUCAUUACAAGGGCGUCUACAGCAUGCGUACCGCGGCCACCGUUACCGAACUGGCGGCCUACACGUGGAACGCCAUGUCCGUUGGCGAUCGCCAGCCAUAUGUCCGGCUGGCCCGGAAGGCGCAGCAGAUACAGCAGGCGCGGCAGCUGCACUUUCUGGGCACCUGUAGCCGGCCAGUGAUAAAGCGGGGUUCCCUCUGUCCCAUUGUUGUUCAAAGCAGUCUCGGCGAAAUGUUGGCCCUUGUCUAGGAGCAUUUUGAAAAGUCUUUUAAUAAAUCUAUUCUCCUUUCUAA
Drosophila serrata is the source of this 631-nucleotide messenger RNA. RefSeq lists its product as uncharacterized. Lineage: Eukaryota; Metazoa; Arthropoda; Insecta; Diptera; Drosophilidae. The record is from RefSeq and is a predicted model, not a curated record.